Messenger RNA from Lolium perenne, 2076 nucleotides. Its product is annotated as cytochrome P450 711A1. The record is from RefSeq and is a predicted model, not a curated record. Gene Ontology annotation, molecular function: heme binding; iron ion binding; monooxygenase activity. NCBI's taxonomy places the organism in Eukaryota, Viridiplantae, Streptophyta, Magnoliopsida, Poales, Poaceae.
CCCCGAUGCGUUGAGAACUAUACAAAAAGCAUAGCUGCGAUGAUUCUUCCCUUGACUCGUGAGAUUUUCUGCAAGAAUAUUCAGACUCUGCUCAUGUCCUACACUACACUGAUCCCCACUUGGAGGAACAAGAACGUGCACGCGCAACAGUGGCCGUUCCACCCAUCAACAGGUUCCCCCAUCCCAUCUCUUUUGCCUCCGACCUCACGCAGCACCAUGGACGGCUGCAAGCAAACCUCCGCAACAUUCUUUACCUGUACAAGCUAGAGCACACGAGCACCCAGCAGUCAGUCGUCAAGCUAAGCUGAGAUCAAUGGCAGAGGCAGGGGCAUGGUUGCCGUGCAUCGCCACGCUGGCGUCCUGCCUCCUCGGCUUCGUGCUCUACUUCUACGCGCCCUACUGGGGAGUCCGGGCCGUGCCGGGCCCUCCCGCGCUGCCGAUCGUCGGCCACCUGCCGCUGCUCGCCCGCCAUGGCCCCGACGUCUUCGCUGCCCUCGCCAAGAAAUACGGCCCCAUCUUCAGGUUCCAUCUUGGGAGGCAGCCACUGGUGAUCGUGGCCGACCCGGAGCUGUGCAAGGAGGUCGGCAUCAGGCAGUUCAAGAGCAUCCCCAACCGGAGCCUGCCGUCGCCGAUCGCCGGCUCCGCGCUCCACCAGAGGGGCCUCUUCUUCACCAGGGACGCGCGGUGGUCGGCCAUGAGGAACACCAUCAUCUCGCUCUACCAGCCGUCGCACCUCGCGGAUCUCAUCCCCACCAUGCACCGCUGCGUCGAGCGCGCCGCCGACACCAUACGAUUCGCCGCGGGGGAGCACGGCGACUUCGACUUCUCGGACCUCGCGCUCAAGCUGGCCACCGACGUCAUCGGGCAGGCGGCGUUCGGCGUCGACUUCGCGCUCUCCGCGCAGCACGACGGGGGCGGCGAGGCGGCGGAGUUCGUGGCGGAGCACGUGCACUCGACCACCUCGCUCAAGAUGGACCUGUCGGCGUCCCUCUCCAUCGUGCUCGGCCUCGUCGCGCCGGCGCUGCAGGCGCCCGCGCGGUGGCUGCUGCGGCGGGUCCCGGGGACGGCGGACCGGAGGAUCGCGGGGACCAACGAGCGGCUGCGCGCGAGGGUGGAGGAGAUCGUGGCGAGCCGGGAGCGCGACGGGGGCAAGAGGCGGGAGCGGAGGGACUUCCUGUCGGCGCUGCUCAACGCCCGGGACGGCGGCGACAGGAUGAGGGAGCUGCUCACGCCGGAGUACGUGGGCGCGCUCACCUACGAGCACCUCCUCGCCGGCUCGGCCACCACGGCCUUCACGCUCGCCUCCGCCGUGUACCUCGUCGCCGGCCACCCGGAGGUCGAGGCCAAGCUGCUCGCCGAGGUCGACCGCUCCGUUCCUGGCGCCGCCCCGACCGCCGACGAACUCCAGCACAACUUCCCCUACCUCGACCAGGUCAUAAAGGAGGCGAUGAGGCUCUACACGGUCUCGCCGCUGAUCGCGAGGGAGACGUCGCGGCGAGUGGAGGUCGGGGGCUACGCGCUGCCGGAGGGCACGUGGGUGUGGCUGGCGCCGGGGGUGAUGGCGAUGGACGCGGCGCAGUUCCCGGACCCCGGGGAGUUCCGGCCGGAGCGGUUCGACGCCGGGUGCGAGGAGGAGCGGCGGCGCCACCCCUACGCGCACGUGCCGUUCGGGCUGGGCCCGAGGGCGUGCGUGGGGCAGCGGUUCGCGCUGCAGGAGGUGAAGCUGGCCAUGGUGCACCUCUACCGCCGCUACGUGUUCCGCCGGUCGCCGCGGAUGGAGUCGCCGCCGGAGCUCCAGUUCGGGAUCGUGCUCAGCUUCAGGCACGGCAUCAAGCUCAGGGCCAUCGAAAGGUGCAGCGCCGCCGGACAAUGACAUGGAUGAUAGUCGAAUGAGAUUCGAAUGACAUGGCACAUUGUUUCGCCCAGAAUCAGUAGCUCCUAGUAGUUCAGGCUCUAGCAAAAACUCGAUCAGAAUUCUCUCAAACAUAUUUGUAGCUCCUGUGUCCUUCCAGUCUUCCACUGGGAAGCCACAAACUCCCUAGAAUUCUCUUUAUUAGACGAAGUUAUUCAGAAUUA